This is a messenger RNA of Anopheles cruzii, 1883 nucleotides long. It is a transcript of the gene Sur-8, whose product is annotated as leucine-rich repeat protein soc-2 homolog. The transcript has a single exon. Bases 1 to 1800 code for a protein of 599 amino acids. NCBI's taxonomy places the organism in Eukaryota, Metazoa, Arthropoda, Insecta, Diptera, Culicidae. The record is from RefSeq and is a predicted model, not a curated record. Gene Ontology annotation, molecular function: protein binding.
AUGAAUUUGGCCAGCACCGGUGGAGGCGGUACCGGCACCUCAAGCAGCACCUCGCAAGGCAGCGGCGUAAGCGGUGGGGGUACCGGUUCUGCUGAUCGAAGUUUGUCGGCCGCGGCGGCUGGUAGUAGCAGUGGUGGUGGUGGCGGUGGUGGACAGAGCGCGAGUGGCAGUGUAAACAGCGCCGGCAGUGGUGGUGGCAGUUCCGGUAGCGAGAUGCCAGCCGAAAUCAUUCGACCGAAGGUUGUGACGGUGAAGCACCCGGAAUCGAACAAACCCAAACCCACCACCAAGAAGGGCAAAGCGAUCCAGGCCGAUGUGGAUGUGAUGAAGGAGUUCCAGCGGUGUAAGGAGGAGAACAUCCAGCGGCUGGAUCUGAGCAAAUCGUCCAUCACGGUGAUACCGGCCUCGGUCAAGGACUGCACCACGCUUGUGGAGUUCUAUCUUUACGGCAAUAAGAUAUCGUCGCUUCCACCGGAAAUCGGGUGCCUGGCGAAUCUGAAGACACUGGCACUGAAUGAAAACUCGCUCACCUCUCUGCCGGAAUCGUUGCAAAAUCUGAAACAACUCAAAGUGCUCGAUCUGCGGCAUAACAAACUGUCGGAGAUCCCGGACGUGAUCUACAAGCUACACACCCUGACCACGCUCUAUCUGCGCUUCAAUCGGAUCCGCGUCGUUGGCGACAAUCUGAAGAAUCUUUGCAACUUGACUAUGCUAAGUCUGCGGGAGAAUAAAAUUCACGAACUACCGGCCGCCAUCGGCCAUCUGGUCAAUCUUACCACGCUCGAUCUUUCGCACAAUCACUUGAAGCAUCUGCCAGAGGCGAUCGGUCAGUGCGUUAACCUCACCGCGCUCGAUUUGCAGCACAACGAUCUGCUCGAUAUACCGGAAACGAUUGGAAAUUUGGCGAAUCUGAUGCGUCUGGGGCUUCGGUAUAAUCAGCUCACAUCGAUACCGACAGCCCUCAAGAACUGCACGCACAUGGACGAGUUCAACGUAGAAGGUAACGGUAUUAGCCAGCUGCCGGACGGGUUGCUGGCAAGCCUGAGCAACCUAACCACGAUCACGCUGUCGCGAAACGCGUUCCACAGCUACCCGUCGGGCGGGCCGGCUCAGUUCACCAACGUUACCAGUAUCAACCUUGAGCACAACCAGAUCGACAAGAUACAGUACGGUAUCUUUUCGCGCGCCAAAGGACUCACAAAGUUGAACAUGAAGGAGAACGCCCUCACGUCGCUGCCGCUAGACAUCGGCACAUGGACGCAGAUGGUGGAGCUAAACUUUGGCACGAACUCAUUGACCAAACUGCCCGACGACAUCCACUGCCUGCAGAGCCUCGAGAUACUGAUCCUGUCGAACAAUUUGCUAAAGCGCAUCCCAAACACGAUCGGCAAUCUAAAGAAGCUGCGAGUGCUGGACCUGGAAGAGAACCGUCUUGAAUCGUUGCCGUCCGAGAUAGGGCUGCUGCACGAUCUUCAGAAGCUGAUCUUGCAAUCGAACCAGCUCAGCUCUCUGCCGCGUACGAUCGGUCACCUAACAAGCCUCACCUAUCUUUCGGUUGGGGAAAACAAUUUACAGUUUCUUCCGGAGGAGAUCGGUACGCUCGAGAACCUCGAGUCGCUGUAUAUCAACGAUAAUUCCUCGCUCAUCAAGCUACCGUAUGAGCUGGCCCUUUGUCAAAAUCUGGCUAUUAUGAGCAUCGAAAACUGUCCACUGUCCGCCCUGCCACCGGAAGUCGUCAGCGGAGGUCCGAGCCUGGUCAUACAGUACCUCAAGCUGCACUCGCCCUACCGACAGAUGUGAUUUGUUGGCGCGGAGAGCGGACGCGGAACCGAGCACGAUCAAUGCUGGCGCCGGCCAGCCACGUCGGUGAUCACCGGGCAAGU